Talaromyces proteolyticus is the source of this 1086-nucleotide messenger RNA. RefSeq lists its product as uncharacterized. Bases 1 to 1086 code for a protein of 361 amino acids. The transcript is spliced from 8 exons. The record is from RefSeq and is a predicted model, not a curated record. Lineage: Eukaryota; Fungi; Ascomycota; Eurotiomycetes; Eurotiales; Trichocomaceae.
AUGGGCCAAGCAUCGCCCUUCCAAACGGAGGCCUGGACAGAGUAUGGGUUCGGUGUGGUCAUCCUCCUCCUACGAUUUUUUGCACGAUUCCGAACUGUGGGGAUAAAGUCAUGGCAAGGAGACGAUUAUUUUGCAAUAGUAGCUCUUCUCUUCUGGACUGCUGAGCUGUCAAUGUUGGAGUUGAUCGGCCGACAUGGAACGAACAUUGGAUGGACACCAGAGCAGCGAGCAGCAUUCAGCGAUGCUGAUAUCGCAAGCCUGCAGAUUGGCUCGAAGUGCCUGCUCGCGGGAUGGAUAUGCUAUACCUCCUUGAUCUGGUCUCUCAAAGCUUGCAUGAUUUUCUUCUAUCUCCGCAUCACGUCCGGCCUGUGGCAUCAGAAGAUCGUUAAAGCCUCUGCCGUAUUGUGCGUCUGCACCUAUCUCUCCGUGCUAUUUACCAUCCUUCUCCACUGUCGUCCGCUGCAUGGAAACUGGCAGGUAAACCCUGAUCCUGGCGACCACUGCACCUAUGACCUUAUCAACUAUAUCGUUAUAGCUGUGACCAAUGUGACAACCGACGCGAUCCUGGUCACCAUUCCGAUCCCGUUGUUGGUCCGAGUCAAAAUCUCUCUUUCGCGAAAGCUAGUUAUUGGCCUGCUCCUUUGUUCAGGCGUCUUCGUGAUGGUCGCCACACUUCUGCGGUGCAUUCUCUCGUUAAAAGAUGUCAAGAGCAUCAACACGAGCACCAUUUGGGCUAUUCGAGAAACGUUCGUCGCCAUUAUCGCUGUCAACGCUCCCUGUAUCAAGCCCCUUUUCAGUGGCGCCAAAUGGAUGGGUUCGACCAAGGACAAAUCAUCCAAAAUCCCUACCAAUGUCAGAAAUAGUGGCAGCUACAACCUGUCAAAGCUUAGAGUUUCACAGAAUAACACACACAAGGGUGCCCUGCCCACCAUCGACGACAAAGACAGCCAGGAGUUUAUACUUGACGGAUCCGAUCAUGAUCGGUCGGACACCUUUGGAUUUACUAACAACGUCUCGACUAGUUCUAAUCAAGCACGGUCUCCAGGCAUCCAGGUCACAACAACAUACGAGGUGACCAAUGUCUAA